This is a messenger RNA of Guillardia theta CCMP2712, 498 nucleotides long. RefSeq lists its product as hypothetical. The record is from RefSeq and is a predicted model, not a curated record. Gene Ontology annotation, cellular component: cytosol. The transcript has 2 exons. NCBI's taxonomy places the organism in Eukaryota, Cryptophyceae, Pyrenomonadales, Geminigeraceae. The annotation marks the transcript as partial.
UUUGUCAACGGCAGCGAGUACCGAGGACGCUGGAAGAACGGGAAGUUAGACGGGAGGGGUACUUUCGUGGGGGAAGAUGGGUAUGUGUACGAGGGCGAGUGGAAGUAUGGGAAACGGCAUGGCACAUGCAAGGAGAAGUUUCCUGAUGGCAUGCAGUUCGAAGGCGAAUACCUGGAGGGAUGCCGACAUGGGCGGGGCAAGCUGACAUGGCCGAACGGGAGCGUGUACGAGGGAGACUUUGUGAAUGGAAAGAGAGAAGGGAAGGGGAUGCAGAAGUGGAGGGACCAAGACGGGACUCUGUACAAGUAUGACGGGGACUGGCUGAACGACAAGCAGCAUGGCUCUGCAGUGCUGGCGUGGUGGGAGGAUGGAUCCAAGUACAACGGGGAGUUCGUGCUAGGAAGCAGAGAAGGAUGGGGAGAGUUUCUGUGGCCCAACGGAAGCCGAUAUGAAGGGCAAUGGAAGAGAGGGAGGCCGCACGGAAGAGGUUUCUUCCGC